UUUUUUUUUUUUAAUUCGAUCUUCCAACACGUAUGCACCAUAUGCCCGAUCACCUGUCUCCUAUAUUUCAAUUCCUCUCUAGUACCGUCAAUAGCCAUGUCGGAACCUCCUAGGUCUCGGUCGGACCCAUCGCGGUCAGCCGUACCGCGUCCACGCAGAUCUGCAGCAUUGAGACCUCCAGUACCAAACCGCCCAAGAGUCGAUACGAACAGCCCAGAAUACAAGCGUGCUGCUCGCAACUACACGCGGACGUUGGUCGCUCUGCCAAUUCUGAUUGUUACUUCGUGGUAUUUGUUCGACCGGCUGGCUUUGGGAAAUCAGCAAAAAGUCUUACUUGAUCCUUCAGCAACUCCAGCUAGCAGUGUGGGGGAGAAAAGGGGUUGAUGAUAGCCAUCAGCUCCUGUCUCCUUUUAUCUGACUGGAUCAUUGGACGAAAUCUAGUAGCCAUCAUCUGUCUUAUGUUCGGAUGAAAGUACCGGCAAUAGAUAGUGACUAGCUCCCUGUUUACACUGGCAGAGAUGUCGGGUCCGUGCCUUUGUCCGAAUUAUCAG
Hypoxylon fragiforme is the source of this 551-nucleotide messenger RNA. RefSeq lists its product as uncharacterized. The coding region runs from base 97 to 384 and encodes 95 amino acids. NCBI's taxonomy places the organism in Eukaryota, Fungi, Ascomycota, Sordariomycetes, Xylariales, Hypoxylaceae. The record is from RefSeq and is a predicted model, not a curated record. The transcript has a single exon.